AUGACAACUGUCAUUAAUCAGCCAAACCUAACUGAAGGUCUAAGUUUAAUCGGAUGGAGAUUAAAACGUGAUGCUGAAAUACAAGAACGUAAAAAUGAUGCAAAUUUUGAAUGUGAAGUUGAACCAUCAUCAACAUCGUAUGCUGCAUUUGAAUAUAUGUCAGUAACCGAUGAUGAUUAUAAUCCAUAUUCUGGUAUUAAUAUUGAUCUUUGUCUUGAAGUUGAUGCUAUUGAUUUAAAUAAUUCUUCACAAGAAACUAAUGAUGAUGAUUAUGAUCCUCAUGAAGUAUUUAUGCGAUUAAAUACACGUCGUACAGUUACUGGACGUGAUCGUGCACCACUUGCUUUAUUACCAUCACAAUCUAUUACUAGUUCAUCUUUAGUCAAUAAUUAUCGUAAUUAUAAUUUUGCUGAUGAUGAUACACCUGUUAAAUAUCCAUUAGCUAUUGGACUUGUUGAUAGACGUUUAAAACCACAAAAUAAUAUUCGUGGUGGUUAUACAAAUCGACCAUCAUUUGAUUCUCGUAGUGGAGUAUCUUCAACAAUACAUCCUCGACAAAAUAAUUUAUCAGGUAUACGUCGACCUCUUCCACCAUCAUUAUCAUCAUCAUCACGUCAAUAUCCUUUAAAUUCAUCAUUAAAACGAGUAACAUUUCGACAAUCCGAUGAUGAUCUUGAUAUUGAUGAAGACGAUGUAGAUAAUUACGACAAUGAUCUUCGUCGUCGAAAUAAAUUACCAAAACGUACAGCUGCUCGAAUAGCUGUACAACGUUUUCGGACAAAUAAUCAUCGUUCAUCAUUAAUUGAUGAUGAUCUUGAUGAUGAUAUUGCACCGACAGUUACAGAAAUGGAUAUGUUAGAAGAUGAAGAAGAUGAUGAACCAAUUAGAAAAUCAAUGUCAUCACCAGUUAAACCAUUACCAUUAUCACAAAAUAAACCAACAGGUAGUAAAUCAUCUUAUAUUGGAAAUAUGUUACCAAGUUUUUAUGAACAAUUACCUGAAUCAAAAAAAAUGUUAUUACAAGAUGCAACUGUUGAUUCAUCAUCGAAUCAAAUAGAUAAUUUAACAAAAAAUUCAACUGAAGUUCCUGGUGGAGAAGAAAUUAUUGAUGAAGAAAAUCGUUUACAAUUUCGUAAUACAACACCAAUACAAGGAUAUAAACGAGCAAAUAAUCUUCAAAGUACAAAAAGAUACUAUGAAAAUGAUGAUGAUGAUGAUCAACAACAACAACAACAACAUUCAUUAAAAAAACGAAAUUAUGAUUAUAUCAAUCGAAAUACACAAUAUCGUUAUAGACGAAAUGAAGAUGAUGAAGAAUAUGAUAUUAAUCAAGAUACACAACAACAACAACAACAACAAGAAGAUGAAUAUCAACAAACUAUAAGAGUUCCUGCACGAAGAGGUCGUCCACCUUCACAACAACAUCAAGAAGAUCCAUUGAAAAAAAAUGCUCGUAUAAUAGCUCAAUUUGAAGAACAACAUAAUCUUAAAUUAGGUGAAAUGCGUGUAUAUGCACCUAAACUUCGUUUACGUAUAUCAAGUGUUAAUGUUAAUUGGAUUAAUUUACCACCAAUACCAAAAUAUCCAAAUAAAGUUCAUCAAUCUUAA
Messenger RNA from Adineta steineri, 1608 nucleotides. The record is from the annotation of a GenBank genome assembly. Lineage: Eukaryota; Metazoa; Rotifera; Eurotatoria; Adinetida; Adinetidae.